GCUGUAGAUUCCACCAUCAUUGUUCCCAGCUUGGAGCUCCAACGAUUUAAUCUCAGCUAUAAAGUCGCGACCUCGUUGCAUUAGCUGACUUGUUCCUCCAGGCCCUCGUUACUCGCAUAGGGACACAUCUCGCCACCCCGCAUUUACGCAUUAGCUUGGUGUCCCCGGUGCGCAGCACGCGCCUCAUCCGGGGUGAGAAUAGCAUCGAGUACAGAUGUUCAACCCUGUCCCUGUGAAUCAGCUAUCCCUGAUGACACGGCGGAGGAAUGGAAUCGAUACGCGACGCGUUUUUGUUGUUAUUUGUUUUAAAUUAGAAUAGGGCUGUAUUUUGCUCAUGCGCCGCGCGCGUCCCGUAUUUUGCCGCCUUCGGGGUCCAAGGUUUACGGCAGAUGCAGAGAAACGGCAUUAUGCGAGAUCGGAUUCCAAAUUGGGACUGCGAGGUUGUAGGCCGUCUUGGAGGUGUCCAGGCGAGGGCGGGCUCGAGGGUAUAUAAACCAUGUUUUUUACCGCACUCACAGUCAUCUCAUUCGUUUGUUCGACCAAGACGCGUCGUCAUUCCUCCAAUAUCCAUUACAUCCCACAAAACCAUCCGUCCGAGCGCGCACAUUGUCCACGGCACUUUCAACACGGUAAAGGCACCUUUCUGAAUGACCAGCCACACCAUUAAGGCAAAUGCCAACCAUACUCUGUCUAUCCUCGCCUUUAUUCUACGCGUCAUUCUCUGUUCUAGAUGCCCCAAACGGAGCGCCUUGAAUGUUGCUGAGGGAGGUCAGGCAGAUCAACAGUGUACUGACUUGCUGGCAAGACCUACUACAGCAACACGCGGGCCCGCUCCUUCGCCAUGCACCGUUGCAAACCAAGAAACACCGGGGACGCCACAUGCGAUUCUGUCCCCCCAGGUCCAGCCGAUUCAACCUGCUCCCAUCUCCCCGAGUCGACCGAUCCCCAUACAGGAUGCAGAGGCUCGUCGUCCCGUCAGGCGCGAAGUAAGGUUCAUCCUGCCUGGGGAAGUUGGCAGCGUAGGUUUCGAGUCGCAUGCGUCUUCCAUCAGCAACAGCUUGGAUGAUAAUGCCGAAGAUUUGUUGUUUACGAUGGAACUAUGAUUCUCUGAGCGGGCUAUCCCUCACUGUUCAUUACACUCAAUCUUAGUCUAAUUUUCACGUUCUCUCUUUGUCAUUUACUACGUACCCCAGUUCUUUCCCUCAAUCGCCCUCUGACAUU
This is a messenger RNA of Coniophora puteana RWD-64-598 SS2, 1221 nucleotides long. RefSeq lists its product as uncharacterized. The transcript is spliced from 4 exons. The coding region runs from base 648 to 1103 and encodes 151 amino acids. Lineage: Eukaryota; Fungi; Basidiomycota; Agaricomycetes; Boletales; Coniophoraceae. The record is from RefSeq and is a predicted model, not a curated record.